This is a messenger RNA of Cooperia oncophora, 570 nucleotides long. Lineage: Eukaryota; Metazoa; Nematoda; Chromadorea; Rhabditida; Trichostrongylidae. The record is from the annotation of a GenBank genome assembly.
AUGCAUUGUGAUGGUGGAAAAAGUGAUCGACAUGGUGAAAACAUUCUGAUUGACGUCAUGGAAGGAGGAGUCGUACAUGUUGAUUUCAACCUAAUUUUUCACAAAGGAGAAUAUUUGCCUGUUCGUGAGAGAGCUCGGUGGGCUGCCUUCUGUGUUGACCCGCAACAUGUUGUGAACGGAUUCGUCAUCCGGCGUCGAGGUUCGUUCCGCGGAGUCCUGCCCGAAGCAACGUUGCGACGUGAUGGAGAGAUACAAGGACACAUUACUCACCGUUAUUCAAACAUUCGUCCACGAUCCGCUGUUGGAAUGGAUAAACACCGAGGCACGAGCUCAGCAGAACAAAGGGCGUGGUCAGUUGAAACUUCAUGCACCGUCGACGGAAAGUGUACAGUUGAUCCUAAAACGUCUCGAAGGCCAUAUAUCGUUGUCUCGCUGAGCUGUGAAGUAUAUAAGCAUAAGUUCUCAUGUGCUCCAAUGAGUCUCGAAGGCCAAGUGGCGAAGUUGAUCGAUAUUGCCAGUGAUGAGAAAAAUCUCGCACAGAUGUAUAUUGGAUGGGGACCAUUCAUCUAG